AUGUUAACUUACAAUCCAACUUGCUUCCGUGUGACGCAUAACAUCAAAGUGCUGGUUGAGAUUGGAGUAACGGACUCCAAUAUUGCAAGAUUGCUUCGGAGUAAGUUUAAGUUAUUCCACAUAAAUCACAUACAUGUGUUGGUGGAGGAAUUAAAGCAUUUGGGGUUUCAUCCUUCAAAAUCAAUUUUCUCAAUAGCAUUGAUUGCGAAAACAUAUGUUCCCAAAACCCGAUGGAAAGCGAAAGUUGAUGCCUUUAAGAAGUGGGGUUGGUCGGAUGAAGAUGUUCUAGAUGCAUUUAGAAAUCAACCUCAUUGUAUGUUAACAUCGGUGGAAAAAAUAAAUUCAGUGAUGAGCUUUUGGGUUAAUCAGUUGGGUUGGGAUGCUCUUGCCCUUGCCAAAGUGCCGAGGGUUUUUGGGGCCAGUCUGGAGCGAAGGAUCAUACCAAGAGCCUCAGUUGUGCAUUAUCUUUGGAAGAAUGGUUUGCUAAAAAGGAAUGCAAGUUUAACUUCUCCAUUUCUUUACCAAGAAAAACUGAAUCUUGCACACAACAAGGACAAAACCACCAUGGUUUGA
Molecule: messenger RNA, 573 nt
Organism: Vicia faba (fava bean)
Lineage: Eukaryota; Viridiplantae; Streptophyta; Magnoliopsida; Fabales; Fabaceae
Source: the annotation of a GenBank genome assembly